Impatiens glandulifera is the source of this 834-nucleotide messenger RNA. RefSeq names its product floral homeotic protein PMADS 1-like. The transcript is spliced from 7 exons. NCBI's taxonomy places the organism in Eukaryota, Viridiplantae, Streptophyta, Magnoliopsida, Ericales, Balsaminaceae. The coding region runs from base 62 to 628 and encodes 188 amino acids. The record is from RefSeq and is a predicted model, not a curated record. Gene Ontology annotation, cellular component: nucleus. Gene Ontology annotation, molecular function: protein dimerization activity; DNA-binding transcription factor activity, RNA polymerase II-specific; RNA polymerase II cis-regulatory region sequence-specific DNA binding. Gene Ontology annotation, biological process: positive regulation of transcription by RNA polymerase II.
CUUCAUUUCAUCACCUUCCUUCAUUCACUCUUUCUCAAUCAAAUUCCACACCUAACUAACAAUGGCCAGAGGAAAGAUCCAGAUCAAGAGAAUCGACAAUGAUACUAACAGACAAGUAACCUACUCUAAGCGCCGUAAUGGGCUCUUCAAGAAGGCAGGUGAACUUACUGUUCUAUGUGAUGCUAAGGUCUCCAUCAUCAUGCUCUCAAGCACUGGAAAACUCCAUGAAUACAUCAGCUCCUCCAUUUCGACAAAACAGUUGUUUGAUCAUUACCAGAACACACUGGCGGUUGAUCUUUGGAGCUCAAAGUAUCAGAGAAUGCAAGAGCACUUGAAGAAACUAAAAGAAGUGAAUAGACUUCUUAGAAUGGAGAUUAGCCAGAGGAUGGGUGAGAAUCUGGGUCAGCUUUGUUAUGAAGAAGUGACGAAACUCGAACAAGAUGUGGACAGUUCAUUGCAGCAAAUCCGAGAUCGUAAGUUUAAGGUGCUUGGAAACCAGAUUGAGAUUCACAAGAAGAAGCUGAGGAAUGUGGAACAGACUCAUAGAAACUUACUCCAGCAAUUUGGUUUUAGGGAGGAAGAAGAAGCACAGUAUGGAUUGGUUGAGAAUGAAGGGGGUUGGCUGUAAUGGCUUGAUGAUGAUGAUGAUUAUGAAGAAGAUGAUAAGUGUGAGAAUUGAUCAAUCAAAGACUACUAAUAAAUAGCAUAAUAGCUUUAAAAUCACUUGUUUGAUCAUAUCUACACUUACUAUAUUUUUACUUAUUUCACUUGUCUGAGGACUUGCAAUUAUGACAAGUAUGCCUAUAUAUAUAAUGAAUUUAUAGUCCUAUUAAU